AUGUCUCAAAGCAAACCACUGGCUUAUCUGUCGGCCAAAGUAGUCCUGGAGUAUGCCAGUUUUGGGAAGAGAAAACACUUCUAUGCUAUGUGCCCAGGAAUCCGAAAAAUUGAAGAAAAUUUGCCUUAUCACCUCGAAUUAGUCAGGCUGGAUAGUAUAGAGCAAGACGAUGUCAUCAUUAGUAUUGAUUCUUAUUCAUUUUGUUUUAGAGAAAAUAUGAUGCGUAUGAUAAACCUUUCGACGUAUAAAGAUGUUGACCAGCUUACCUGUUUGGGACCCGAACAGGCAGCGGAGAAGUUUUUGUUGUAUAAUUUAAGCAGAGAGGGAACACACAUCAAGAAUGUUGAAUUGACUGCCGGACCAGAGUUCAUUUCGAAAUGCAUUCCAGUUACUAUCAAAAAUUUGAUUGUGAACAGAACCGCUGCAUGGUUCCCAACAAACAUUCCAAUUGAAAAUGUGAAAGUAGAUACUACAGUUCGAGCAGAUACUCUGAAAAUGGCAAAACACGUGACAGUGAGAAUUUAUAGCAGUAUCAACACAGAUAUACUAUCUGAAUGGAAUUGUGAGUCCAUCCGAAUUGAGUCAGGGAUGUCCAGUGAACAGGUUGCGGACUACUGUAACAAAGUAUCGAAAAGAACCGAUAGACCGAUUGGAAGUAGGUUGAUGGCAGUGCACGUUCCACCAGUGAAACACCUGAUUGAUUUUCUUCCUUCAAAAGAGUAUGCGAGAGAAACAAUGUUGAAUGACAUACAAUGUGUAACAAUUUCAAUCGACGAGUCGACAGAGUUGAACGUAUACAGUUCGAGCGUUCAGUUUUUCAUGGUGGUUGUGGAUGUAUGUGCAAGAGGGACUGCAAUCGAUCAAAAUUUUUGA
Caenorhabditis remanei is the source of this 873-nucleotide messenger RNA. RefSeq lists its product as uncharacterized. NCBI's taxonomy places the organism in Eukaryota, Metazoa, Nematoda, Chromadorea, Rhabditida, Rhabditidae. Bases 1 to 873 code for a protein of 290 amino acids. The transcript has 5 exons. The record is from RefSeq and is a predicted model, not a curated record.